Messenger RNA from Rhinichthys klamathensis goyatoka, 1070 nucleotides. RefSeq lists its product as uncharacterized. The record is from RefSeq and is a predicted model, not a curated record. NCBI's taxonomy places the organism in Eukaryota, Metazoa, Chordata, Actinopteri, Cypriniformes, Leuciscidae. The transcript is spliced from 3 exons. The coding region runs from base 453 to 932 and encodes 159 amino acids.
UCUCAUGUCGAGUGCCAGAGUUAAUUGCGUACUUUUGUUUGUAGAGUCCCAGAUGAAAUGAAGCAUGAACGCUAAUGAAUGCAGGCUUUGUGUUUAUUAUCUGUUCACACUGCAACAGGCCCCGCUAAAGGAGAUGCAUACGUUAUGAAAAUUUUCCCUUUUAUUUUGCGCAACCACGUGUUUCCAAAUUAAUUUUGUCCUCUGAAUUCUUUGAAUUGUGCACAAAAUAACUUUCAAUGUUUUGCUCUGGGUUUCUGGGAUGUGACCUGGAUCUUUAAGGACCCCAAACUGGUUGAAUGAAUUUAGGGGGCCACUGUGGGGUGAUGAGGUUGUGCUGUUUCCAUGGAACCAAAUCCACUUGAGUCACAUGGCUUCAUACUAAUGAAUAUUCUGAACACCUCUUUCCAGACCAAACAGUUUGUUGGUCACUUUUGGCUUAUGCUAUCAGCAACAUGAGCCUAACGGGGAUCGCUCUGUCUCUUAACGGGACAGCCUCAUUGGAACCAGACGAGACAGAAACACAAGCCACUCUCUAUGAAGUCAAAGUGUUCAACAUCAUGCUUUCUUCAAUAGCUCUGUGCAUCCUGACAGUGACAGGAAUCAUCACCUGUAUCUCAUAUCAAAGACACAGACGGAAGCAUAAGAGGGCACGCAUCUAUGAGAGCGCCGUGUCCCGCGAGGUUCCCCAAGAGCCCGUGGGUGUUACUUGUGUGAAGAAAACCCAUAGUUUCCGUAACCCGCUCGGCCUCUUCAGACGACAGGAGGGGCCGAAGGACAACUCACGGAUCCACUACAUCUACACCAACCCUCUGCCGGUGGGACACGAGGAGGACCGGAUCCCCCCUCACACUCCACUCACGCUGCAGGACUACGCCAGCGACCCCAAGAGCGGCAUCACCCUGGUCCCGCCUAUUUUUUACAUGCAGCUGUAGAUAGUCCUGGAAAGUUAGCAUUUACCGUCAUGUCAUCCAACACCCAUAUCAUGUACUUUCUUACGUGGAACACAAAAAGAGACGUUUAGCAGAAUGUUCACGCUGCUCUUUUUCCUACUAUGAAAGUGAAUGGUGACU